This is a messenger RNA of Acanthopagrus latus (yellowfin seabream), 876 nucleotides long. Its product is annotated as cilia- and flagella-associated protein 251-like. Lineage: Eukaryota; Metazoa; Chordata; Actinopteri; Spariformes; Sparidae. The record is from RefSeq and is a predicted model, not a curated record. The transcript is spliced from 2 exons. The annotation marks the transcript as partial.
AUGACUCCAAAACAAUGGAUCCCACCAGAAGUGGUAGAAGUGGAUGAGAUGCAGGAGGAAGGAGGGCUAGAGGAGAUGAUUGAAGUCACAGAUGAGGAGGGGGAUGGGGAGGAGGUGGAAGAGGAGGAAGAUGAAGGAGUAGACAAUGAUGAGGAUGAAGGAGUAGAUAAUGAGGACGAGAGGGAAGAUGUUGAUAAGAAUGAAGAAGACAAAUACAUUACCAAUAAGUAUGUGGAGGAUGAAGAAGAUCAAGAGGAGGACGAAGAUGAAGGAGAGGAGGAUGAGAAGGAUGAAGAACAAAAGGAGGAGAGGGAAAAACAAGGACACAAGGAGAAGGAGGACAAAAACAGAAACCAAAAUGAUGAGGAGGAUGAAGAUAAAGAUGAAGAGGAGGAAGAAGAAGACAAAAAAUCAGACCAGGAUGAGACAGAACUUGUAGUAGACAGGGAGGAUGGGGAAGAAGAAGUAGGGGAGGAGGAGGAGGAAGAGGAGUGGGAAGACGCGGUAGAAAAACAGAAAUACCAAAUUGAUGAUGAUGAUGCUGAUGAUGAUGCUGAUGAUGAUGAUGAAGAGGAGGAUGCAGCAGAAACAGAAAAAGACAAGAUGGGCAAACUAUUUAAGGAGGAUGACAAAGAAAUUGAGGAGUUGGAGAAUAAGGAAGUGUAUAAGGAAGUGGAAAAAAUAGCAAACAGAAAGGAAAAGGAGGAUGAAGAAACAGACAAAAAUGAAAAUGGAGAAGAUGAGGAGGGUGGGGAGGAAGACAAAAGUGUAGACAAGGAAAAAGAUGAUGAAGAGGAGGAUGAGAUAGAGAAUGAGGUGAAGGAGGAGGAGGAAAAAGAUGUAGACGAGGAGGGGGACGAGGAGGAGCAGGAGGAG